Acomys russatus (golden spiny mouse) is the source of this 884-nucleotide messenger RNA. It is a transcript of the gene Tm4sf4, whose product is annotated as transmembrane 4 L six family member 4. The coding region runs from base 270 to 878 and encodes 202 amino acids. Lineage: Eukaryota; Metazoa; Chordata; Mammalia; Rodentia; Muridae. Gene Ontology annotation, cellular component: membrane. The transcript is spliced from 5 exons. The record is from RefSeq and is a predicted model, not a curated record.
UAAUCUCAUUUAUGAGGGUGCAGAAAAAAAGAGAGAGAGGCAGACAGAGGGUCAGGGAUAUAAAUGCCCAUUGCCACUGAGGGCCUGCUGUAGUUGAGAAGUGAAGCUACUCCAAGGACGCAAUUCACAGAGCUCUGAUAGUUGGUCCCAAAUUUCUUACUGGACUGGGUAAAGCCACUGGAACGUGCUGUCUAAAUCCCUGAGGAGACCCGUGCAGCAGGUGGUGAAGAGGAGCUUUUGGUCUCUGUGCUUUACUGAGCCAUCCCAGCAUGUGCACUGGAGGCUGUGCCAAGUGCCUGGGGGGCACCCUCAUCCCCCUGGCUGUGUUUGGUCUCCUGGCGAAUAUUCUUUUGUUCUUCCCUGGAGGCAAGGUGAUAGAUGACAACAGCCACCUUUCCGACGAGGUCUGGUAUUUCGGAGGAAUACUGGGAAGUGGAGUCUUGAUGAUCUUCCCCGCGCUGGUGUUCUUGGGUUUGAAGAACAACGACUGUUGUGGAUGCUGUGGCAACGAGAGCUGUGGAAAGCGAUUUGCGAUGUUCACCUCCACACUGUUUGCUGUGAUUGGAUUCUUGGGUGCUGGAUACUCAUUUAUCGUCUCGGCGGUCUCCAUCAACAAGGGUCCUAAAUGCCUCAUGAGCAAUAACACCUGGGGAUACCCCUUCCAUGACGGUGAUUAUCUUAAUGAUCAAGCCUUGUGGGACAAGUGCAAUCAGCCCGGUGAUGUGGUCCCUUGGAAUCUGACCCUCUUCUCCAUUCUCCUGGUCAUCGGAGGGGUCCAGAUGGUUCUCUGUGCCAUCCAGGUGAUCAAUGGCCUCCUGGGAACCCUCUGUGGAGACUGCCAGUGCUGUGGCUGCUGUGGGGGUGAUGGACCAGUCUAAUAGGUC